Molecule: messenger RNA, 1531 nt
Organism: Diuraphis noxia (Russian wheat aphid)
Lineage: Eukaryota; Metazoa; Arthropoda; Insecta; Hemiptera; Aphididae
Product: S-adenosylmethionine-dependent nucleotide dehydratase RSAD2-like
Biological process (GO): defense response to virus
Cellular component (GO): endoplasmic reticulum membrane; lipid droplet
Molecular function (GO): 4 iron, 4 sulfur cluster binding; catalytic activity
Source: RefSeq, a predicted model, not a curated record
UCGGAUAUUAUAGCUGCGUUACUGUAACGGGCCAGCGAGACGCUGCACGCGCGUUGACGAUGGCCAUUGCCGUGGUGAACAUGCAGCUUUUGAAAAUGAUGAGAUCUGCGUGGGACGUGGUGUGCCGAGCUUUGGCGUCCGUAAUCGAUGCGCUGAUGGGCGCAGUGGCCGCUCCGGCCGUCACGUGGAACAGGAGUGCCGACACGGAUGAACCCGCCGUACCGCUUAGCGUAAAUUACCAUUUCACGCGCCAAUGCAAUUACAGUUGCGGAUUUUGCUUCCACACGGCGAAGACGUCGUUCGUGCUGCCGCUGGACGUGGCGAAGCGCGGGUUGACCAUGCUGGCCGAAGCCGGCAUGAAAAAACUAAACUUUUCGGGCGGCGAGCCGUUCAUCCGCGACGGCGGCCGCUUCAUGGGCGAACUCAUCAAAUACUGCAAGACGGAGCUGAGCUGGGCGGGCAUCAGCAUUUCGAUUGUUAGUAACGGCAGCUUGAUCCAGGAGAAAUGGAUGAAGCAGUACGGCGAGCACGUGGACAUUCUGGCCGUGUCAUGCGACUCGUUCAACGCUGACACGAACCGGGCGAUCGGUCGGCGGCAGGGCGCUCGAACCGAUCAUGUGGCAAAGCUGUACAAGGUACGUGAGUGGUGCGGACAGCACAAGAUCGCGUUCAAGAUCAAUACGGUGGUCAACACGUAUAAUGUGAACGAAAUGUUCGCCGAGCACAUUGAGCGGUUACGGCCGGUCCGGUGGAAGGUGUUCCAGUGCCUGUUGCUGGAGGGCGAGAACGCCGGCGAGGGAGCAUUGCGUGACGCCGCCCGAUUCUACAUCACCGACGAACAGUUUGACGGGUUCUUGCGACGGCACGCUGAAGUUCGGAUGCUGGUACCCGAGAACAACGACGCCAUGCGCGAUAGUUAUUUGAUCCUUGACGAGUACAUGCGGUUCCUAAACUGUCGCAACGGCAAGAAGGAACCCUCCGCGUCGCUGCUGGACGUCGGCGUUCAAGACGCGCUCCGCGGUUCCGGUUUUGACGAAAAAGCGUUCCUGGAGCGGGGCGGCGUGUACGAGUGGAGUAAGCAGCAGCUGUCCRAAUCCGAAUUGGAAUGGUGAUGGGCUAAAUAAUUCUUCUAUCACCUCAUCAUACUUUUCUUAAAUAUUAUGCUUAAUGCAAUCAUAUCAUGGUACACGCAACAAGGUUCCCUGUACUUGGUUUUAUAUUUGCCGUGUGRUGUUAUUUAUCAAUGACGAUUAUAGGUCGAUUAUUAAAUCAUAUGAAAAAUAUUCACUUAUAUGUUUUUUUAAAAGUCGAUAGGCUUGCUUAAUCCAUAUCGACUAUCAUAAAUAAGUAAUAACUAUUACCGGAAGGUACGAAGGAUAUAACGAUAAAGGAAUAAAAUUCAUAUAUUUUUAUAUAAUGGUAAAUGUGACCAAGUAAUGAAAUUAAAAAAAAAAUUGAAUUUUAAAGGUUAGGUGCACUUUGCACAAUCUAUGUAACCUACCUAGCUUUGAAUUAAAAAUUACUUAUAGCU